UCGAUCAAUACUGCGCGCACGUUUAUGUGCAGGUAACCAUUAAUCGUCAUGGCGUCUCACAACAGUAAAUACUACGUUCCGAAAAUAAGAAAGAAAGAUGCAAAAAAUACGCCGACAAUUUCGUCUCUUUUUAAAAAGCAAACUAAAAAAACAACUACAUCGGGUGAGCAGCCACAAGAGACAGAUUUGAUACAUCAAACAGAAGUUACCCAGCCCCCACCAGGACUGACUGACACAGAGGUGUCCCAUCCCCCACAAGAACUCACAGAAGUGACACAGUUCCAAUCAAAUACAAGAGAACAUUAGUUUGUGAGAACUUAAAGACUUCCGGUUCAGAAGCUGAUGCCACAUAUGCAAUUUUCUGAAUGUGGCUAGAAGCAAUGGUGCGUCCCAAAAGGAUAAUUUUGCUUUCAGUGUUUCUACUGACCUCGGUUGCGCUAUAUUUAUACCUGGUUGGGGAUGAACCUGGGGAUACCGCACUAAAACGGACAGCACAACUAGCAAAUAUUGACAGUGUAACUCGCGGUCAAAAUGUAGUUAUCAUUGAAGGAGAAACUAACAAUAAUGACAAUGCAAUUCAAGAUGAUAUUGUAAGUGUUGCAAAACGUGCAAGUCGGAGCAACAAAACAGUUUUACUUACAAUGGUAAAUGAUGCAUACCUUUCGUUCACAUACAGUUGGCUUUGCAAUACUAAAGAUAUGGGAAUUCAUCAGUCAGUACUAAUUAUAACAACAGAUGAAAUUUCAAAAACAAACUUGACUAGAGAUUGGCCAGAAAUCCAUGUAUUUUCUAUGGAAAUGACAACCUCAAAGGGUGAUCAGACUUAUAGCCAUGCAGGAUACAUCAAAAUCAUGGUCAAACGUACAGAGAUGAUACUUGCUAUUUUGAUGGCUGAUAUUGAAAUAUUUCUGUUUGAAGUUGAUUGCUUGUGGUUAGCAAAUCCUACACCAGCACUACAGCAGGAAAAGGGUGUGGAUAUUUUAGUGAAUCCGGUGGAGGGAGUAUAUAAGGUUUACGCUGGUGGAUUUCUGUAUUUGUUUACAACUCCCAGGGCAAAAUCAUUAUGGAAACAACUCACAGUAAUGAUGAUGAACCUUGGCCAGAAAGUUGAGAAGAUGAAUGAAAAACAGUAUAUAUCUGAGGCAGAAAAUGAUCAGCAGUAUAUAUCAAAACUCAUAAAUGAUAGGUAUGGAGGCUUGCUCAUCAAAGAGCUCUCAUUGGACGUGUAUGCUGAUGGCAAAUGGUACGAGAAGUCUGAAUCAGAUCGCGCCAAAUUACGACCUGUUAUCAUCAACAACAAUUGGGUGCUAGGGAACAAGAAGAAGAUGGAACGUGCCAUGAAGUGGAAACACUGGUUUAUAAGGCCAGAUUGGAGCUGUGACAUGGACCUUGUACGACAGGUUGUGUACCACUAGCAGAAGGGGGUUUACCACCAUCAGCAGUGAUGGGGACGGCAUGGACCUAAACCACAGACCUUGUACCAUUAGCAGCUCUGUACAUUCCUUUUAUAUAUGUUUCUGAAUAACUUGCCAAAAAAACUGUGUGCAGUUUUGAUUCUAUAAAAUCUGUGAUACUGAUAUAGUCAAUUUGACUGCAUACUAGAAGUAUUAGUUUACAUACUUAUAUCUGUGUUCUAGGAUGGUUGUAAGAACAAUGAAAUAAGUAUGUUUUUUAUGCCCCCGGAUCAAAUGAUCGGGGGUAUAUUGUUUUGGCCUGUCUGUCUCUGUCUGUCUGUCAUUGUAUGUUUGUGUCUGUCCCUGAACUUUAACCUUGGUCAUGACUUUUGCAAUAUUGAAGAUAGAAACUUGAUAAUUGGCAUGCAAGUGUAUCUCAUGGAGCUGCACAUUUUUAGUUGUGAAAGGUCAAGGUCAUCCUUCAAGUUCAAAGGUCAAAUAUAUUGUGUCAAAGCAGCGCAAUAGGGGGCAUUGUGUUUCUGACAAACACGUCUAUUUUUAAAUGGCAGUGUAUUUAAAACAAAAAGAAACACUGCAUGUCUUACCAUUUAACUGAUAACAGUUUAACAGUUUGGUAUUUUCCACUUCAGCUGUUUUUGUAUAUGCAUUUUUUGAAUAAUAAAAUCUGUUCACUCUU
This is a messenger RNA of Dreissena polymorpha, 2091 nucleotides long. RefSeq lists its product as uncharacterized. The transcript is spliced from 5 exons. The record is from RefSeq and is a predicted model, not a curated record. Gene Ontology annotation, cellular component: Golgi apparatus. Lineage: Eukaryota; Metazoa; Mollusca; Bivalvia; Myida; Dreissenidae. Bases 366 to 1415 code for a protein of 349 amino acids. Gene Ontology annotation, molecular function: glycosyltransferase activity.